AAGAGAGCGAGGAGAAACGUGACGUCACGUGAUUGCGUUCUACUCCCAAGCUGUCGGUGGGUGAAGACAUUUCUGAUUUAGUCGAAUAUAGAAUUUUUCGGUCUCUCGAUUAAUUUAACAAGCGCCUAUUAUUGUGUUUCGUGAAGAACAUCGUCAUAGAAUGAAAUUGACAGACGUUGCAUAGUAACAGCAUUGCUGGUUUGUGGGGGAAACAAAAGGAGUUUUAAUUUCCAAGGCAAUUGGGUUUGGAUCAUAUUUCUUUUCGACUGGAGGGACAGAUCCAAUCGUAAUGGCAGAAAACAAUUUCCCUCCCCUGCCUCGCUUCAUCCCUCUGAAGCCAUGUUUCUAUCAGGAUUUUAACGAGAUCCCAGAUGUACACCGUUCCAUGUGCAAGAAGCUGUACUACCUAUGGAUCUUUAACAGUGCCACCUUGGCGGUCAAUCUGAUUGGCUGCCUGGCGUGGAUGUGCGGCGGGGGCGGAGCCACUAACUUUGGCAUGGCCAUUCUGUGGCUCAUCCUGUUCACCCCCUGUUCCUACGUGUGCUGGUUCAGACCCAUCUACAAGGCCUUCAAGACUGACAGCUCGUUCAACUUCAUGGCGUUCUUCUUCGUGUUCAUGGCCCAGGUGGUGAUCAGCAUCAUUCAGUGUAUAGGCAUCCCAGGCUGGGGCGUCUGUGGCUGGCUGGCUACCAUCACCUUCUUUAGCACCAAUAUAGGCUCUGCUGUUGUCAUGCUGAUCCCCACCAUCAUGUUCACUGCCAUGGCUGUCCUCUCCUUCACCGGGCUCACCAAGGUGCACAACAUGUACCGUGGCACUGGGGGCAGUAUGAGUAAAGCCCAGGAGGAGUGGACCACCGGGGCCUGGAAGAACCCUCACGUCCAGCAGGCAGCGCAGCAGGCUGCUGUGGGGGUGGCGCAGGGAGCCAUGCAGCAGCAACAACCCCAGUACUCACAGGCACCCACCUACAACUACGACGACCCGGGCAUGUAGGGCAGGGUGGAGGAGAGUGUCAAGGUGGGAGAUGGGGGAGUGUGACAGAGGGGGGGUGAGAUAUAGCCAGGGUGGA
Salvelinus fontinalis (brook trout) is the source of this 1067-nucleotide messenger RNA. Its product is annotated as secretory carrier-associated membrane protein 5. Lineage: Eukaryota; Metazoa; Chordata; Actinopteri; Salmoniformes; Salmonidae. The record is from RefSeq and is a predicted model, not a curated record. Gene Ontology annotation, biological process: protein transport. Gene Ontology annotation, cellular component: recycling endosome membrane; trans-Golgi network membrane. Bases 290 to 991 code for a protein of 233 amino acids. The transcript has 7 exons.